This is a messenger RNA of Canis lupus familiaris (dog), 2259 nucleotides long. Its product is annotated as basic proline-rich protein-like. Bases 1 to 2259 code for a protein of 752 amino acids. The record is from RefSeq and is a predicted model, not a curated record. The transcript has a single exon. Lineage: Eukaryota; Metazoa; Chordata; Mammalia; Carnivora; Canidae.
AUGAAAACCAGCCCAUCGCACCCUGCGCCGCACCCACGCCCCGGCAGCGCGUGGUCCGGGAGGCCCCGCCAGCGAGACAGCCAGCCCGGGCGAGGGAGGAGGGCGCCGCGUGCAGCCCGCGCCCCGCCCGCGGCCCCGGCGGCUCGCACCUUCCUCAGCGCCGACAUCCUCGAGCGCUCUGAGUUCAGCAGGCGAAGGGCGACAUGCUUUGUGGCCCGUCCGUCCAUCCGCACCGCCAGCCGACAAUCCGCGGGGCCGCCGCCGCCGCCACCGCCACGCGUCCCACCGCGCUCCAGCCCGGCACACGCUCGGAGCCCGCCGCCGGCGCCUGCGCACUGGGCGCCCCGGAGGCCUGGCGCGCUGGGGGCCAGCCGGCGCGCGGAGGCACCUGGGAAGGGCCAGGCAAGCGCGGGGAGCCCAGGCAGCGCCGAGCAUGGCGUCCGGGGAUCCUUCCGCCCCACCGCUCCCCCGCCCCUGCCGGCGCGCAGGCCCCGCCCCGGAUGCCACCUGUGGCGCGGGUCCCCUGGCGCUGGAGGCGGCGGUAGCCUGCAGCAAGUGCAGCUCGCCCGCAGCCCCACGGUCCCAGCGCGCCUGCGCGGCCGGUGCCAGGGCGACAGGAAGGUAGCGCGCGUCCCCCCAGGGGCGGUGCCCCGCAUCCGGAGGACAGACCCGGCACUUGCUGCCUCGGGCGACGUGGACGGAGGCUCUCGAGCUGUCCAGGGACCGUCUGUCCGCCGCUGGCGCUGCCCUAAACACGAGCCGCUUCCGCCUGGGCCCCUGGGCCCUCGCCGCUGCCCCGCGGGAGCCGGACGCCGCCCCCUCCUCAGGCCCCGCAGCUCCUCCAGCCCGCCCGUCUGCCCGGAACAGUCCGCGCCGCACCCACGCCCCGGGAGUGCAGGGUCCGGGAAGCACCGCCGGCGAGGCACCCAGGCGCCGCGAGGGACGAGGCCGCCGCGCAGCCCACGACCGGUCACCCCUGCAGCUCCGGGUCCCUGCCCGCGCCCCGCCCGCGGCCCGUACCUUCCUCAGCGCAGACAUCCUCGGGCGCUCGGAGUUCAGCAGGCGCAGGGCGACAGGGCACACGGCCCGUCCAUCCGCAGGGCUGGCCGUCAGUCCGGGGGACCGCGCUCGAGCGCAGUGCACGCUGGGAGCCCCCCGCCGGCGCCUGCGCACUGGUCGACCGGGAGGCCCCGCACGCUGGGGGCCGGCCUGAGUGCGGAGGCACCUGGGGAGGGGCCACACCCGCACCGGGGAGCCCAGGCAGCACCGCGCCCUGCCGUCCGGGGGUCCUUCCGCCCCACCGCUCCCCCGCCGCCGCCGCCGCCGCCACGCGCACCACCGCGCUCCAGCCCGGCACACGCUCGGAGCCCGCCGCCGGCGCCUGCGCACUGGGCGCCCAGGAGGCCUGGCGCGCUGGGGGCCGGCCGGCGCGCGGAGGCACCUGGGGAAGGGCCAGGCAAGUGCGGGGAGCCCAGGCAGCGCCGCGCCCCGUCGUCCGGGGUUCCUUCCGCCCCACCGCUCCCCCGCCCCUGCCGGCGCGCAGGCCCCGCCCCGGAUGCCACCUGUGGCGCGGGUCCCCUGGCGCUGGAGGCGGCGGUAGCCUGCAGCAAGUGCAGCUCGCCCGCAGCCCCACGGUCCCAGCGCCGCCUGCGCGGCCGGUGCCAGGGCGACACGAAGGUAGCGCGCGUCCCCCCAGGGGCGGUGCCCCGCAUCCGGAGGACAGACCCGGCACUUGCUGCCUCGGGCGACGAGGACGGAGGCUCUCGAGCUGUCCAGGGACCGUCUGUCCGCCGCUCGCGCUGCCCUAAACACGAGCCGCUUCCGCCUGGGCCCCUGGGCCCUCGCCGCUGCCGCGCGGGAGCCGGACGCCGCCCCCUCCUCAGGCACCGCAGCUCCUGCAACCCGCCCGUCUGCCCGGCACAGCCCGCGCGGCACCCACGCCGCGGGAGUGCAGGGUCCGGGAAGCACCGCCGGCGAGGCACCCAGGCGCCGCGAGGGACGAGGCCGCCGCGCAGCCCGCGACCGGUCGCCCCGGCAGCUCGGGGUCCCUGCCUGCGCCCGCCCGCGGCCCCCGCGGCUCGCACCUUCCUCAGCGCUGACAUCCUCGGGCGCUCGCGGUUCAGCAGGCGCAGGGCGACAUGCUUUGUGGCCCGUCUGUCCGCAGGGUCGGCUGGCCGUCAGUCCGGGGGACCGCGCUCGAGCCCAGUGCACGCUGGGAGCCCCUCGCUGGCGCCUGCGCACUGGGGCCUCACGGGGUAA